CAAACCAAGUCCAAGCGGCCAAAAACGCAACUUCUUUAUGUCAACGUCAGCAACCAUGGCUUCGUCUGCUGCCAAUGCCGCGUUAAUUGACGAUGACACGCCUGGAUUUGGAGAGGAAGAAAAUCCGAAACAGUUCCGGCAUCCUUAUGUAGUAUUUUUCCACUUCGGCUUCAGAGUAGCUGCUCUCCUUGUUUACCUUUUCUGUGGCUGGUUCUCAGAUGGAUUUGUUACUAGUUUUGUUUUCACAGUUAUCCUACUCUCUCUAGACUUCUGGACUGUUAAAAAUAUUACAGGAAGGAUCUUGGUAGGGCUCAGGUGGUGGAGUUAUGUUGAUGGUGAAGGCAAGAGUCACUGGGUCUAUGAGGCACGAAAGGAAGGUGAUGUACGAAAAGUGCAUGCUGCCGAAUCUAGAGUAUUUUGGAUAGGUUUAAUUGUUUUCCCUCUAGUAUGGUCCAUCCUCUUCAUUCUUGCUAUAUUCAGAUUCAGUUUUCGUUGGCUAGUUUUAGAUUGUAUUGCUCUUUCUCUGAAUGGAGCUAAUGUGUAUGGGUAUCUGCGAUGUAAGUUAGGCAAAGGCACAAACCUAACUGGGGCCGUUUCGAACUACGCCAACGGAUUCUUUCGUCAGCAAGUUAUGGAUAAGGCGGUUAACAUGUUGACCCGACAAGCGCAAACUUCAAACGUCAAUUCUGCAACCAACAUUAUUUAAACGAAUCAUGUAUCGCACCCUAUCGCAGCCACUAAUAUUCCAAUUUUCAGUUAAUUCAUUUUAAUAUAAAUCUUAUUCCCCGGAGUUCAAUACAUUCUUUGUUCUUGUAUAAA
Daphnia pulicaria is the source of this 819-nucleotide messenger RNA. RefSeq lists its product as uncharacterized. Lineage: Eukaryota; Metazoa; Arthropoda; Branchiopoda; Diplostraca; Daphniidae. The record is from RefSeq and is a predicted model, not a curated record. The coding region runs from base 38 to 706 and encodes 222 amino acids. Gene Ontology annotation, biological process: vesicle-mediated transport; protein secretion. Gene Ontology annotation, cellular component: Golgi membrane. The transcript has 6 exons.